This is a messenger RNA of Ophidiomyces ophidiicola, 1740 nucleotides long. It is a transcript of the gene ECM14, whose product is annotated as putative metallocarboxypeptidase ecm14. Gene Ontology annotation, biological process: proteolysis. Gene Ontology annotation, molecular function: zinc ion binding; metallocarboxypeptidase activity. NCBI's taxonomy places the organism in Eukaryota, Fungi, Ascomycota, Eurotiomycetes, Onygenales, Onygenaceae. The coding region runs from base 1 to 1740 and encodes 579 amino acids. The transcript is spliced from 2 exons. The record is from RefSeq and is a predicted model, not a curated record.
AUGCACGUCCUGUCGCUCAUCACCGCUGCGUCGCUGAUCUCCGCUCCUCUCGUCGUCGCCGUCCCGUCAUCCGGCGUCCACGAAUUCCAGUCCCCCUUCGAUGCCUCCCACUCGCCCCCGCCGUCCUCUCUCGACCCCUCUCCGCCCAGGGUAUGGACUAAGCUACGUGAUUCCAUCAUAGAGACCAUCUGGCGAGUCCCAAACAGCCGCCGCCGGCCGUCCGGUUCAAAGUCGCCCGUUUUGUGGCCCGAGGUCCCCUCCUCCAUCCGUGCACGGUAUGGCGACGAUAUCGUACUGCGGUUCACGAUCAGAUCAGAAAGCGAUGUCAACGCUCUGUUAGAAGCGUCCAAUACUCUUUUCCUCGAUGUCUGGGCAUCUACGAACGAAUGGGUUGAUAUCAGGCUGGCGAAGGAUGUUGUACCAUCGCUGUUGGGGCUGCUUCCAGCCUCACUGAAAUCCGCACAUGUCCCCGUACUUCAUGACCUGGCCCAGGCCAUCUACGAGUCCUACCCUCAGACCUCCACAAUCCGCGACCAAACCCGUGCCUUUUCCCCGUCGAUUCAGCCCGACUCGGAGAAUCAAAACAUUUUUUUUCAGGAUUAUCAACCCCUUUCCGUAAUUUUACCGUGGAUGCGCUUGCUGGCGUCCAUGUUCUCCUCUCAUGUUCGCCUGAUAAGCUUGGGAACUUCCGUCGAAGGUCGCGAGCUUAUGGCCUUCCGUAUUGGUGCUCAUCCUUCAGACCCUAGUCGGCCGGUUAAACCACGCAAGACUAUCAUUGUUACUGGUGGCACGCAUGCCAGAGAGUGGAUCGGCGUUUCUACCGUAAACUAUCUCGCAUAUUCUCUCAUCACGGGUUAUGGAAAAUCAAAACCAAUCACAACUUUGAUCGAACAGUUUGACUGGGUUUUAAUACCUACAAUUAAUCCCGAUGGAUACGUGUAUACUUGGGAGACGGACCGUCUAUGGCGAAAAAACCGACAAGAAAAUGACCUAGCAUUCUGCCCCGGUAUCGAUCUGGAUCGAACAUGGGGCUUUGAAUGGAAUGGCAACGAUAGUAGGAGUAACCCCUGCUCCGAAGAUUUUGCGGGAAAUGAGCCCUUUGGCGGCCUAGAGUCAAAGAAGAUUGCCCAAUGGGCGCUCAACGAAACCACCGGUGGCAAUUCAACACUUGUUGGCUUCCUAGACCUACACUCAUAUUCCCAGCAGAUCUUAUACCCGUAUUCAUAUUCCUGCGCUGUUAGUCCUCCAACCUUGGAGAAUCUCCAAGAGCUGGGUCUUGGGAUCGCCAAGGCUAUUCGCCAGACCGACAGUCAACAUUACGACGUGAGCCCCGCUUGCGAGGGUCAAGUUGAGAUUGGCCAUUCCCAGAAGAAGGAAAAGAAGGGCGCUACUUUAAAACGUAUGGAGAGUGCUGGAGGAAGUGCGUUGGACUGGUUCUAUCAUGAACUGCAUGUUCGAUACACCUAUCAAAUUAAACUCCGGGAUAAAGGGAGCUAUGGCUUCUUACUUCCCAGAGAAGAAAUUAUUCCUACAGGAAAAGAAGUCUACAACGCUGCACUGGUGUUUGGUAAAUUUUUACUCGGCAAAGAAGCCGAUACUAUGGACUGGGAUGCCGAGUUCCAGUUCUCUAAGCAAACUAAUUCUAAUGAUGCGUACGUGCAAGGUGAUAUUCUAGAAGAUGGGCAGGUUGACAGUAUCCACGAAGAACAAGAGGAUGCGAAUAACGACUAUUUACUUUGA